GAAAACAUUAUUAAGUUAUUACAGUGAUGAAUUAUGAAUCAAGAUGAGAUUUAUAAGUCUAAUGAUAAUCACCUUUCAGCAUGAUUGAUUCUAUUUUGGAUUCGCACGGCAAUGAAUUAGCUUCUGCAGUUGAUCCUAAAGAGACUAUCUGCUCCAAAAAUAAACAUGUCUCGAUGGAAGACUUGCAGGAAUUUGCCGAUCACGGAUUGAACGGGUUAAGACAGUUGGUUGAGAUAUAUGAUAAUCAACUUAGUGAUUUUGUACUGGAUCUGGUUCCUUACUUAACAAAAUUCCACUAUGAAUACGACAGCAGCAAGCACUCUUGCAUAACAGAUAAACUCAAAGCAAACUGCUCCAACAAAGAGCUCGUCCUGGUGGCAUCAGAGCAACUGUCCCUCUCAACCUGCCCCAACACAUAUCCCCUCCUCCUUCCCCUCUUCGAUCUGUCUCAACCUUAUAACGCUAGCUGGCUUGGUAGCACCCUCAUUACCAGUGUAACUAAAGCUGUGGUUUGUGACCGCUGCUUAGAAAAUUCUCUAGAUAUUUCUUGCUAUCAGGCUGUGAUCGAUUGUCUGUCAGUUUUGGAUACUUCACAAUGUUCAGAAGAGAGUUUGACUGAAUUUCAAAAGUUGGUUAUCUUUGUGGUUGACUCGGAUAGGACUCUUUUCAGUGGAUCAUCAAUUGCAAUGGUUCACCGGAUCCUUGGUAAACUAGACCUAGAUUUCUCCAGUAUCCUGACUAAGUCCACUACUGAUAGCUGGGAUCCACGAUGUGUCAUGCUUGUGUCCUACUUCCCGAACUCUGUGCCUUUGGUGUACGAUUUCUCCUGGUUGUUCAGCAAUGUUCUGCCUUGGUUACUUCUGGUUCUUGAAGAUAUCGGUAGUUUUGUGGAAGGAGAUGAUGUUCGACCUGUCCUGAAUACCACAAUGUUCUUCACGAAACAAAGUUUUAAAAUCCAUUCGUCUGACCUUGUUAAGUUAAGAAACUUGUUCGAUUCGCUUAUCUCGAUUGCUGUCAAUAACACGAUAGCUAUGAAUAGGAGCGAUGCUUCAAAAUCGAUAGCAUUGCUUUCAGCUAGAUUUUUGCUUCAAGAUCGUUUGAAGCUUGUCAAACAUUAUACGAAUCAUGAAAACAAUAGUGUAGCCGGACUGUUUAUAGAUAUGUUGAAAAAGACGCUGGCAAAUGACGGAAAUGGGCUGUCCUCCUUCAAGAUCUUGAAGCUGAUCAGGCCACUGCUAAAUAUAGAAAACUGUGAUGUCCUUGAAUGUUCUCACAAGAUUUUAGCUAUAUUAUCCUUAAUUCAACUGGUUUCAACAUUACCUAUCCUGAAGGAAAAGUGCAGUAAUCUUGAUGUACAAUUUCACCAGUUUACUAAGACCGUUGAAGAUCUAGUGAAAAUAAAGCAGAUGGAAGUAAAUGCUGAGGUCAGCUCUCUGGGCGAAGACACGAUAUCUUCUUCUGACAAGAAAGUGCCAGCAACUAUAUCAGUUCAAGGAGAAAUGAUAACUGAACCCUCUGCUGCUGAGCAACUGCAGUCUCUUCAGCUCGCGAGGUGUCGACUCGAUCUUAUUCUAUUCAAUCUUGCUAGGACUGGUGAAGCUCUUGAUAAUCUUGGUAGAUUAAAUGACUGACCGGUUAUUAAAAUUCAUGAUAAAAGGUCUAAAGAUAUUCUGUAAGGUUUGAGGUAUUUCGAAAGGCUUGAGGUUGCUAACAUUAACGGGGAGGGGAUUUGCAGCCUUGCUUUUAUGUAAUAUGCUUUAGUUGGAAUUUUAAUUUCUGGGCUCAGAGGAAUAGCAAUAUUUUUGAGAAAUAUUUUUAUGGUUGUUUUUUAAUUCGGGAGUAGGCCCGAAUUCUCAAUUAAGCAGAGGGAGGGGGUUUCCCCAAUGCAUACGGUGGCCAAGGAUAUGAGUUUUGAAAUGCAAAAGACACUCCAUAGUGCAGUAACUAAUCAUAACGGGAUUCAAAUUGAAUUUUUGAACUACUAGCGCUGUUUGAGUGUUUGACUAAUUUGAUUUUUAUUUGUACUUUUAUGACUUAACUUAAUAACUUUAUUUAUUGUGAAUCAUGGGUAGACAUUUUACAAGAUUUAUAUUGGAUUAAACUUGCUAAUUUACUG
This is a messenger RNA of Bolinopsis microptera, 2116 nucleotides long. RefSeq lists its product as uncharacterized. NCBI's taxonomy places the organism in Eukaryota, Metazoa, Ctenophora, Tentaculata, Lobata, Bolinopsidae. The transcript is spliced from 3 exons. The coding region runs from base 81 to 1631 and encodes 516 amino acids. The record is from RefSeq and is a predicted model, not a curated record.